AUGGAGGAGGAGAAGGCUGCAAAACUUGCGGUGUUUUGUGUGAUCAACAACAUAUGGAUCUAUCUAUCUAUCUAUCUAUCUAUCUAUCUAUCUAUCUAUCUAUCUCAGCCUCUGAUCUAUCUACCUAUCUCAGUCUGUAAUCUAUCUAUCUAUCUAUCUAUCUAUCUAUCUAUCUAUCUAUCUAUCUAUCUAUCUAAUGAUGAGCUUAAAGCUUUAAACUGCAACUCACCAAGUACACAAAAUAAUCCCUACUUUGUGUUGGGAUCACCAGUGCACUUUCCUUUUUUUUCUUUUUUUUUUUUUUUUUAUUCACUUCUUACACACAGUUCAACGGUCUGUCAGCCUGUUUGUGAUUCCUUUCUGUUGUCGUUUACCGUCAUCAAUGGAAACAACACUUGCGGCUUUUGUGAAAAACCGACAGAUGCACACGUGCGGCCCGACUUCCGCAUGCAAGAGUUGGAAUUCUCACAUGAGGAUCUAUCUAUCUAUCUAUCUAUCUAUCUAUCUAUCUAUCUAUAA
Acanthosepion pharaonis is the source of this 519-nucleotide messenger RNA. The record is from the annotation of a GenBank genome assembly. Lineage: Eukaryota; Metazoa; Mollusca; Cephalopoda; Sepiida; Sepiidae.